UUAGUACACAGAAUGGCAAACACGGGAGUUUUGCCGUUCGUUCGCGGUGUUGAUUUCACCAAAAAUGACUUCAGUGAUGGGAAGUUUCCAGCAGCUCUGCGGCUCAUGACUGGGGUGCAAUGGCUCAAAUUGGACAAGACGAACAUAUCGGAGAUUGCCGAGGAGAUGGGGAAGCUGGGAAAGCUGGAACACCUGUCCAUGAAGAACAACGACCUGGAGAAGUUGUUUGGCGAAUUGACAGAGCUAAAUUCCCUGCGCUCUCUGAAUCUGAGGCACAACAGAGUGAAGAGUUCAGGAAUUCCAACGGAACUCUUUCAGCUGGAGGAACUCACAACGCUGGAUUUGUCGCACAAUAAACUGAAAGAAAUCCCCGAUGGGUUGGAAAAGGCAAAAAAUCUUCUUGUCCUCAAUUUAAGUCACAAUCAAAUUGAUAGCAUUCCCACGGCGUUAUUCAUUCACCUGACGGAUCUACUCUUCCUCGACUUGUCGCACAAUAAAUUGGAAACGCUUCCCCCGCAAACACGCCGCCUGGCCAAUCUUCAGACUCUCAUCCUCAGCGACAAUCCCCUGGAAGUUUUCCAGCUGCGUCAAUUGCCCUCGUUGCAGAGCCUGGAAGUGCUCCAUAUGCGCAAUACCCAGAGGAAUUUGCAAAACUUCCCCACAUCACUGGAUACCCUGGCAAAUCUGGCGGAAUUGGAUUUAGCACAGAAUUCUCUAGCUCGUGUCCCGGAUUGCCUAUUCAAUCUCCCCAAUCUUCGUCGUUUGAACCUCAGUGAGAAUGAGAUUACCGAACUCUCCGCGAGUAUUGAUUGCUGGACAAAAUUGGAGACACUCAAUUUGUCUCGGAAUCAACUGACAGCCCUUCCGGCAACUCUAGUCAAACUCUCCCAACUCCGGAGGCUCUAUUUGAAUGACAAUCAAUUGGAUUUCGAUGGAAUCCCAUCGGGUAUUGGGAAGUUGAGCUGCCUGGAAGUUUUCUCGGCAUCCAAUAAUCUCCUCGAGAUGAUUCCCGAGGGGCUCUGUCGCUGUGGAUCACUUAAGAAGCUCAAUCUCAGCUCCAAUAAACUCAUCACCCUUCCGGAUGCAAUUUACCUGUGCUCUGAUCUCGAUCAGUUGGAUCUGAGGAAUAAUCCGGACUUGAUAAUGCCCCCAAAGCCCAUGGAGAUGCAAAAGGGAGCUGGAAUUGAAUUCUACAACAUUGAUUUCUCGCUGCAGCAUCAGCUACGGCUGGCAGGAGCUACCGUACCGCCGGCAGCUCAAACAUCCGGAGCUCCUAGCAAGGAUCCCAUUGCACGGAAGUUGCGACUGAGGCGUGGAGCAAGACCCGAAGUGGGGCAGGCAGACUCCGCGAAAGUUCUCAAGGGCAUGAAAGAUAUUGCCGAUGAGAAGAAUGCGAAGAAUUGGGAGGAGGAGCGCACGGAGAGUUUGAAACCCAAGCGAUGGGAUGAGAGUUUGGAGAAGCCCCCGCUUGACUACUCGGAAUUCUUCGAGGAUGAAGAUGGACAAAUUCCCGGGUUGACAAUUUGGGAAAUUGAGAAUUUCCUUCCGAAUAAAAUUGAAGAAAUCGCCCAUGGGAAGUUCUACGAGGGAGAUUGCUAUAUUGUCCUCAAGACGAGUCUGGAUGACGUUGGGCAGCUCACGUGGGAAAUCUACUUCUGGAUUGGCAAUUUGGCAUCACUGGACAAGAGGGCAUGUGCUGCAAUUCAUGCUGUUAAUCUCCGGAAUUACCUGGGGGCGAGAUGCCGGACAGUGCGGGAAGAGCAAGCGGAUGAAUCUGAGGAAUUUCUCGCACUUUUUGACACGGAAAUUAGCUACAUUGAGGGUGGGAGGACAUCAACGGGAUUCUUCACAAUUGAGGAUGUUGUCUACGUUGUCCGGCUGUAUCGGGUUCAUGCAGCAGGGGCGUCAAUUCAUCUAGAACCAGUUGCCAUUGCCUUUGAGUCCUUGGAUCCAAGGUACGUCUUUUUCCUGGACACGGGGCUGAAGAUCUUCAUCUGGCAUGGGAGGAAGUCAAAGAAUACCCUGAAAUCCAAAUCACGUCUCCUUGGGGAGAAGGUGAAUAAGAAUGAACGGAAGAAUCGAACAGAGAUCUGUGUGGAGCUUCAGGGUGAAGAGAAUCCGGACUUCUGGAAGGCACUGGGGUGCAAAGAUGGUGUGAGACCACCAGGAAAAAUCCUCGAGCAUGUCGAUGAGAACUUCACGCCGGUUCUGCCGCGUUUGUAUCAAGUUCAGCUGGGUAUGGGUUACCUGGAGUUGCCACAGGUGGAGAUUCCGGAGCAGAAGAUGGUGCACACACUGCUGCAGAGCAAGAAUGUCUACAUCCUCGAUUGCUAUGGGGAUCUAUUUGUGUGGUUCGGGAAGAAAUCCACAAGACUCGUCCGGGCGGCUGCUAUAAAACUUUCGCAGGAGUUGUUCAGCAUGAUCCAUCGACCUGAGCAUGCGCUGGUGACACGUGUGCAGGAGGGCACGGAGACGCAGGUGUUCAAGUCCAAAUUCAUUGGGUGGGAUGAAAUUAUUGCGGUUGAUUUCACACGAACAGCCCAAUCGGUGGCAAAGACAGGAGCUGAUUUGACCAAAUGGGCCAAGAAGCAGGACACAAAGGCCGAUUUGGCGGCUCUAUUUAUGCCCCGUCAAGCUGCUAUGACCCUCACGGAGGCCACCCAGCUGGAAGAAGAUUGGAAUUACGAUCUCGAGGCAAUGGAGUCAUUUGUGUUGGAAAAUAAGAAAUUCGUCCGGCUGCCAGAGGAGGAAUUGGGGCACUUCUACACGGAGGAGUGCUACGUUUUCCUCUGUCGCUACUGCGUACCCGGAGAUGAGGAUGAUGAUGCCGUUGCGGAGAAUGUGCCACCGCCUGAGGAUGAGAUUCAGUGUGUUGUGUACUUUUGGCAGGGACGCAAUGCCGGCAAUAUGGGUUGGCUCACGUUCACUUUCACGCUCCAGAAGAAGUUUAAGGCGAUGUUUGGGGAGGAGCUCGAAGUGGUGCGGAUUCAUCAGCAGCAGGAGAACCUCAAGUUCAUGGCGCACUUCAAGCGGAAGUUUAUCAUUCACUAUGGGCGCCGGAAGGUGAAGCAGGUGACACCCGAUGGGAAGGCAGCUGUUCGAUUCUAUCAUUUACGCAGCAAUGGGAGUGCUCUCUGUACGAGACUCAUUCAAAUCCGCCCGGAUGCUUCACAUCUCAAUUCUGCCUUUUGCUACAUCCUCUAUGUGCCAUUUGAGACGGAAGAUGAGUCAGAGAGUGGGAUUGUCUAUGCGUGGAUUGGCUCCAAAGCUGCAGCGGAGGAAGCAAAAUUAAUUCAGGACAUUGCUGAGGAUAUUUUCAACAAUCCCUGGGUGAGUCUGCAGGUGCUCAAUGAGGGUGAGGAACCGGAGAACUUCUUCUGGGUAGCUCUGGGCGGGAGGAAGCCCUAUGAAACUGAUGCGAAUUUCAUGGAAUACACGAGACUCUUCCGGUGUUCCAAUGAAAAGGGCUACUUUACUGUGGCAGAGAAGUGUUCGGACUUUUGUCAGGAUGAUCUGGCGGAUGAUGACAUCAUGAUUCUCGAUAAUGGUGAACAGGUCUUCCUCUGGCUUGGGGCAAGGUGCAGUGAAGUUGAGAUCAAGCUGGCCUACAAAUCUGCGCAGGUUUAUAUUCAGCACAUGAGGAUUAAACAGCCCGAACGUCCCCGGAAACUCUUCCUGACGCUCAAAAAUAAGGAAUCCAAGAGAUUCACAAAAUGCUUCCAUGGAUGGAGUGAGCACAAAAAGCCCCCGGAAUAGGUUUGUCACCCAUCCCGCCCCCGCAUUAUACGACAAACUUAUAUUUUUCGUAUAAUUAUAAUUAUUUUAUUAUUGAACUAACAUGUGCAAUUUUGUAUUUAACAAUUUGGUAGAGAAAGAGAGUAUAAUGCAUCCUGUCUACUUUCUAUUUAAAAAUUUUUAAUUACAAUAAACAAAAGCAACGAAUGCCUGGUA
Messenger RNA from Lutzomyia longipalpis, 3951 nucleotides. It is a transcript of the gene fliI, whose product is annotated as protein flightless-1. Gene Ontology annotation, cellular component: cytoplasm; actin cytoskeleton; nucleus. The transcript has 7 exons. The coding region runs from base 13 to 3756 and encodes 1247 amino acids. Gene Ontology annotation, biological process: actin polymerization or depolymerization; barbed-end actin filament capping; myofibril assembly. Gene Ontology annotation, molecular function: actin filament binding; phosphatidylinositol-4,5-bisphosphate binding. Lineage: Eukaryota; Metazoa; Arthropoda; Insecta; Diptera; Psychodidae. The record is from RefSeq and is a predicted model, not a curated record.